AUGGAAGUCAUCUGCCGAAAUGUCCCUCCGGAUUUAUCAGAGGAUACUUUCAGGCGGGAACUUCUUCCCUUCAUGAAAGCCCUCAGCAUUUCAGAAUUCUACUGCGAAAAGCCCAAACGUAGAAAUCAAGCAUGGAUCAAGUUUCUCAACCCUCAAGAUGGUUGUGCAUUUCUCGCCCGGCAUGGCAAGCAAAGACGCCACGACGACUACGGCAAAGAGAACAUCAAACCAAGUAAUAUGUUCAAGUCGUUGCCAAGUCAUAUGUCUCGGCCCCCUCCAAGGGAUAUAGCCCGUCUUCACAUUCUCAAGACCGCCGUGUACGUGGAGCAAAACGCAAGGCCUAUGGACAAACAUGCCAUUGCGCACCUUAAACAUGAACUCGAAAAGAAGAAAAAGGCGACUGCAGCUGUGGAAAGUAAAGAAAGUCGCGUCCCAGAUAUGGCUUUCAGCAUUGCGGGUAUUAGCUGUGGUGGAAAUACAUUCUGUGGCCAAAAUGAAGUGGUGACAUUUGUUAACCACAAGGAAUUAUUUCUACCCAAACACCUCAUCGCAAAGUUCACAUCCCAAUGGCUCACAGUCAAGGCCGAGGGAGAAAACCGGAUGGACUUUCAUAACGAGACUAUCCAGGACCUUAUUGCCACUCGUCGCGAUAUGUCCGUUACAUUGGUUUUGACAGAACCACCAAAGAUGUACAAUUAUCGCCCAUCUCUAGGAGAGCAUUCAACUCAGGAAUGGAGUCGAGUUCAGGAAAUAGCGGCUUGGGGUUUGCCUCGCGAUUACUCUUCGUCUUGUCUUGUCUAUCGCAUCUAUUUUUAUGAUGUCAAUUCGUUCGACGAAGUCCUGAGAUUGAAGAACAAGGACAUUACCAACCAUUACUUACCAACUAUUGGAUGGAAUCACAUGGGAAUACAAAGCAAUCACGUUCUUGGACGACAAACAUUUAUCGAGAAGUCUGAGAAUCUUCUCACGUCCGGCAGGGUGCACUUCGCUUUUCUAUUCCAGGUUCAGGCUCUCGUCUGGAACAAUUUCAUCAACCCAGCCAGUGGUAUAAAGCUUCUCGACUUGUUGGAUCGCGUCAUCGAGGAUCACACAGAGCGUAAAGUAGCAAUCCCUGUCACGACAGAUGCUAUGAAGAAACUCUUCCAGGCAAUUCCGUACCCUUGUCCUGGUACGGAUCCCAAGGAGCUAGACGUGCUGAGUAUCAUGACCAACAUCAUGGAAGCCGAAUUCGAAGCUCGUAAAGACAAUCCAGAAAGAGACCGGAUUUAUGGAGGCACGUUGCCACCCAACCAAAUUUGGGUCUUUAAAGCUCUGGUUACACCGACACGAUUGCUUCUCGCUGGCCCAGAAGCGGAGAGUAAAAACAGAGUGUUGCGAAAGUAUUCCGACUACAACGAUCACUUCUUACGCGUCAUGUUUUGCGAAGAAGAUGGCCAGGAGUUGAGAUUCCAUCCGAAAGUGGACAACGAGCCAAUCUAUUCUCACUUCCGACGCAUGAUGGAUAGCGGUAUUCAAAUCGCGGGACGGAAGUAUCAGUUUCUUGGAUUCUCUCACUCGUCUCUUCGAUCACACUCUUGCUGGUUCUCGGCACCUUUUAUCGAUCAAGACUAUCAAUUUCAGAGCCCAGAAGUCAUCUUACAAGCUCUUGGAGACUUCGGAGAGAUUCGAGUUCCAGCAAAAUGUGCGGCACGUAUUGGCCAAGCCUUCUCGGAGACACCAUACGCAGUGCCAAUAGACAAGAACAACAUCGUCCCACACUUGAUCCGCGAUGUCAAAUCUGCAGAUAAAUCCCGUGUUUUCAGUGACGGAGUGGGGACAAUCUCUCAGGAAGCUCUGGAAGAGAUUUGGCCUUAUCUUCCUAUGACUUCUGCAGCACCAACAUGUCUUCAGAUUCGAUGGGGCGGUUGCAAGGGUAUGCUCUCUUUGGAUACCAGACUUCAGGGCAAGGUAUUCUGCAUUCGCGAGGAGUCCAUGAUGAAAUUCAAGAGUGAAGAUACUGAGGAGCUCGGUAUUUGCGACACUGCAUCCAAACCAUUACGACUCGUUCUUAAUCGCCAAAUGAUCAAAAUCCUAGAGGACAUGGGCACAAUGGAUGAAUGGUUUUUCAAACUCCAGAACAAAGCGCUUGACAUCCUUCGCAAUGUCACAGCUGACGCAACCAACACGAGCUCCUUUCUGGAACAUCAGGCAAUCGGUAUAAACAUGGGUCUUCCCAGGCUAGUCAAGCAACUGGAGACAAUGGAUAUCGACUAUCGCCGCGACAAGUUUCUUAAGGCAGCCGUUGAGCAUGUUGUGUUGCGAGAGCUUCGCUUACUCAAGCACAAGGCCCGAAUCCCUGUCGAAAACGGAGUUACGCUGUUCGGUAUCAUGGAUGAGACGGGGUUUCUCAACGAGGGCGAAGUCUAUGUCACAUACGACAAGACUUAUGGCAGAAGUCACGGUCGGGGCAUGAACUCUACUUUGCGUGAUGGUAGAGUUAUAGUCACUCGCUCGCCAGCUCUUCAUCCUGGAGAUAUUCAGAUUGCCAAGCAAGUCACUCCACCACAGGGACACCCCUUGCGAAGUCUUCAGAACUGCAUCGUAUUCAACCAGAAGGGGAAGCGUGACUUGCCAAGUAUGCUGAGCGGAGGAGACCUCGAUGGAGACAUCUACAACAUUAUAUGGGAUCCCGAAGCAAAUCCGCUGAGAAUCUUUUCACCGGCGGAUUAUCCAAGAGUUAGCCCCAGACCUCUGGAUCGUCGAGUCGAACCUCAGGAUAUUGCCGAUUUCUUUAUCAACUUCAUGCGAACUGAUAUUUUAGGAGUGAUUGCAACUAGACACGUCAUCUUGGCUGAUUAUCACGAUUUGGGAACUGCUCACCCUGACUGUGUCGCCUUGGCAGGACUGCACUCCACGGCUGUUGACUUUUCCAAGACGGGUAUCCCAGUCGAUAUCAAAGUCUUACCCAGAAACCCGCGUUUUCGUCCUGACUUUCUCGCCGCAGCACCACCUCUGAAAUUGUAUGACAAGGGACAGUUGGCGCACAUUGGAGAAGACGAUGAGCUCGAUGACGAUGAUGUUAUGGCUCGUUCUGUGCCCAAAUACUACCAAUCUGACAAGAUCCUUGGUCAUCUUUACCGAAACGUUGACGAGAAAAAGAUCUGGGACGAGGACAUUCACCGCAAAAUCAACACUGCUGGACCAUCGGUUUGGGAUCAGUUAUUGACUAUUGUGGAAAACGAAGUCGCCAAGUACGAACUCGAUAUCAAGUGGACGCGCCAGUCAAAAGAAGCUUGGAAGAUACGCGGCCUCUAUGAAUCUGCCAUCAUUGACAAGAUGUGGCACUUUUCGGAAAAUCCCCGUGUACCCUUGACAGAAGUCGAGGUAUUUUGCGGCUUUAUCCUCAACAAGAGAGGUGCCCAGACCCGCCGUCAAGGGGAUGCCUCUAUUAAGCUCAAAGAGGAGAUCGACCGCACAAUGACAUGGAUUGUCAAACAAAUUCGGGACCGAAGCGUAGGCGAUGGAGCAGAGACCCUCAGUACAGUCACCGAAACGGACGCUGUCAAAUCGCGGUGGAGAGAAGAUGUUGUCGAGCUAUGCUGGGCGUGUGUGGCUGUUUCCUGUAUCAAAAAGGAAAAUGCACCUGAUGUAUACCAGGGAGACGGCGAGCUAGAGAGUUUCCGUAUUGUGGCUGCCAGCUGCCUGGUUAAAGAGCUCAACAACCUAGCUCGGAAGAUGGAAACCGUCGCCGGAGGGGGAUUUGUCGGUGUUGGACGUGGUGGACGAAGUGGGCGGGGGGGACGGGGCGGACGGGGCGGAAAGAAUAUGACGCUUCCGAUACGAUGA
This is a messenger RNA of Fusarium poae, 3825 nucleotides long. RefSeq lists its product as uncharacterized. Gene Ontology annotation, biological process: siRNA processing. NCBI's taxonomy places the organism in Eukaryota, Fungi, Ascomycota, Sordariomycetes, Hypocreales, Nectriaceae. The record is from RefSeq and is a predicted model, not a curated record. Gene Ontology annotation, molecular function: RNA-directed RNA polymerase activity. The transcript has 3 exons. Gene Ontology annotation, cellular component: nuclear RNA-directed RNA polymerase complex. Bases 1 to 3825 code for a protein of 1274 amino acids.